Molecule: messenger RNA, 1908 nt
Organism: Westerdykella ornata
Lineage: Eukaryota; Fungi; Ascomycota; Dothideomycetes; Pleosporales; Sporormiaceae
Product: FAD/FMN-containing isoamyl alcohol oxidase-like protein MreA
Exons: 6
Coding region: 1-1908 (635 amino acids)
Molecular function (GO): FAD binding; oxidoreductase activity
Source: RefSeq, a predicted model, not a curated record
AUGUUGUCUCCUUUACAAGCCGUUUCCCUCCUUUGCCUCGCGCAAUCGGCCCUCGCUGUCAACUUUCCUUUCGAACAAACGACGCUGAGUGAAGCCGAUGUCAAGGGCAACAAGGAUCUUGCGUUUGGAAAGCUUCCUGUUCCUGCUGUGAACAAGGCAAGGUGCAAGACGUACGCUAGCGAUGCCAAUUGGCCCAGCACCGACAGGUGGAACGCCUUCAACGCGAGUCUGGGAGGGGCGUUGCUGAAGGGCAUUCCUCCUGCGGCUGCGUGCUACGAAGGGCCUUAUUACAACCCCGCGAGAUGCGAACAGAUCAGAUCCAUCCAGGGUAGCACCAACUUUACCAAAGCCGAUCCGACCAUUCCCAACGGACAGUGGCAGCUGGGAAAUCCCUGCCCCGUGCCUCCCAUUCCCAAUCCCGGAUAUUCUUGCAACAUUACUGCCUUCCCUGCUUACGUUGUCAAUGUGACUACUGUAAAGCAAAUCCAGCUAGCCGUCAACUUUGCCCGCAACAACAACCUCCGUCUCACAAUCAAAAAUACUGGCCACGACUUUCUCGGACGGAACACCGGCGGCGGUGCGCUUCAGAUCUGGACACACAACCUGAAGCAGCUCGAAUAUAUCCCUUCUUAUAAAUUCGGCAAGUACAAUGGCAAAGCGGCCAAGGUCACGGCUGCUCUCGAGCAGUUUGAGUUACAUCAGUACAUGACCCAGCAUAACAUGACUUUGGUGGCACCAGGAUCAACGACAGUCGGUGCCUAUGGGGGGUUUAUGCAAGGCGGCGGCUUCUCUACGAUGGUCACUUCGAAGCUUGGCCUAAUGAGUGACCAGGUGCUUUCGUUGGAGGUUGUGACCGCUGAUGGAAGGUUUGUACACGCCGAUCCUUGGGAGAACGCGGAUUUGUUUUGGGCUAUUCGUGGUGGAGGUCCUGGAAACUUCGGAGUUGUCACGUCCGCCAUCGUCAAAGCUCACGACACAAUGCCCAUCGCCCAAGGUCAAGUUUACUUUCAGACCAGCCCCGUCACCAAUCCCACCACAGCCCCGUACAACGUGCAAGUGAACGACACGGCGUUCUGGAAAGGCAUCGACAUCUGGUUCUCCUGGCUGCCUAAGGUCACAUCCGCAAAAGGCGUCGGGUGGAACUACAUUGACACCAUUGCCCCGACCGCCAACACAUCCCGUACAUAUCAGCUCAGAAGUCAGAUCAACCUGCCCGGCAUGACCAAACCUGAGGCAGAAGCCUUCCUAGCCCCCAUGAUCAAGGAACUCAACGAUGUCGGCAUCCCCCUCAAAGUCUACGUCGACUGGUACGAGACGUACCCCAAGCAAGCCUUCCGCCCUCAGGGCCCUGGCGAGAGCGUCACCAAUGGACGCUUCGGCUCUCGCUUGUUCCCUCGCAAGAAUCUCGAAGACAAGACCUCGCCCCUUUUCCAGAAGACAAUUGCAUCCAUCCGCGCCUUCGUUGAAGAAGGCGGCUACAACUUCCACAGCGUCGAUUACACGCCUACGACUGAGAUUGCAGGAUGGCCCGGCAGCGAUUCGGCCGUGAACCCACACCUGCGCAACGCCAUCAUGCACGCUACAGGCUACGAUACCAAUUCCUACGGCCCGGAGGUUAGCCCCGCAGACCAGAUUAAGAAUCACGCCCGUCUGAACGAGUACGUGAAUAAGUGGAGGGAUGCUUCCCCUGGGGCAGGCGCUUACAUGAACGAGGCGGAUACUGAAGAACCGAAUUUCCAGUGGAGCUUUUAUGGGAAGAAUUAUGAUCGGUUGUUGGAGAUCAAGGAUAAGAGAGACCCGUGGCAAGUGUUUUAUGCGGUGACGAUGGUGGGGAGUGAGAGAUGGUUUGUCGAAGGCACGGGGGGUUUGCCGACGCAGCAGGGGAGGUUGUGUAGAGUGCAGAAGUAG